AUGAGUCUCAACUAUACAAUGAGGUACUCAAACGAAAGACCUUGCUUCAAGCUUCAAAUCAAGCUCAAGAGAGUUGACCAGGGUGCCGGGAUACGUCCGGGCUACGCAGAGCCACCAACCACUUCGAGAGAAACUUACCCUCCUCCUCCACGAACCCAACUUUUGCAACGAGCAAACCGUGCAGGCUUUCUUUCAACCCAACACCACCGGCUCAACGCCAAAACCACGACUUCAUGCAAUACCUUCAACACAAGCGAGACCCAGCAACCUCCACGACGCGCCAAGAUGGUUCUAUUCAAGCGAAAACCGGUCCAAUAUGUGCCUCGGCCAGUGAUUGAGAAUGAUGAUCAGGAGGUAUGGGUUAUCAAGCAGACGAAUGAGGUGUUUGUGGACUAUGAGCAGUACCUGACUCGGAUGGACUUUUACAAGCAGCGACGCUUUAUCUGCCAGAUUAGCGGACAUUCAGGGCUAUCAUUUUUCGAGGCACUGAAAAGUGAGCUAGCUGGCGCGCAAGAAGUGGAGGAGGCGUUUCCAGAAGCUCUGAAGGGCCCGAUCCUACGGCGCGUCCAAUUCCAAACGAUAUCUCGAAUUGAUACACUGGUUGACCUGAUCUACGAGGAGUUCCGAGCAGACUACUACCCCGGCGAAGCGGUCACAGUCCAUGUAGUAACAGGGGAAAGACUGACGGGAAUUGUCAGAGAUAAGACGCGCUUCGGCAGCAAGACUCUUCCGGAUGGCACCGUACAACCUGCAUUUUCGCGAUAUUUUGUCAGUUUGGACAAUCGACCAACGGAGGAGGCGGUUGUGGACGAUGCGCACAUUAAUCGAGACCGUAAAAUCUUCACCAAGCAGGUUCUGAGAUCUUUCAUCAAGAAGACAGUCACCCGUGAGGCAUGGACUGGCGCUCCCUGGCUGGUCAAGCAUGAUGUUGCCGCGGUGUAUCACAUCGACACUCGAGUGCCACCCCAUUUGCGAUACGAAAGCAAAGCCGCGGAGAGGAAACAGUUUCAGGCGCAAAAGAAAAAUGGACCAGAUUUUGAGGGAAUGGUUUCUAGUUUCCAAGGUAACGGCGUACCUCAGGCACGUUUGCCAGAGUUAAAGCCAGCACCAAAGAGUCAUAAGAGCAAAGCUCAACAAUCGCAACUUAAGCAAAAACAGCAGCCCUAUCUGAACCCAGCUCCUUCUCAGCAAAUGUCAAUGGCUGGUUCACAUCAAGCAAGCCCUCCCCAACUCGUUACCCCACCUCCAUAUGGCUCUCAUACCUUCCAAGCAAAUGGCCCACCCCCAGGAGCUGGCCCUCAUUUCGCUAACUUUCACAACUCAACGUUUGCUUUCGCCCCUCUUGCGUCGCUACCUCCGCCUCCUCCGCCGCCACCACCAAUCAAAUAUCCUAUUGAGGACUUGCAAGUCGGGCCGCGACCUGAAGGUCCGAAACGCCCACCUCUAAAGUACUUCUCCCAAGAUACACCAUUAGAUAGCGGUAAAGCUCGUGAUGGGAAUGGUAUUAGGAUGGAAUCAGUAGGCCUGUUACUAGAGUCAUGGGAUACCUUGAAUGUCUAUUGCGAGAUCUUCAAGUUGGAUUCCUUUACAUUUGAUGAUUUUGUAGAAGCCAUGCAGUUUUCAUCAGAGGACGUUGAUUGUCAGCUUUUUGUAGAGAUACACUGUGCUGUACUAAAGCUUCUCGUCAGUUCCGAAGUAGAUGGUGGCAAGGUCAAUGUCCAAUUACCGGAGAUGGAAGUGGAAGAAGAGGAAGAAGAAGGUGAAGAGCCCGCGGCGGAACCGGAACCAACACCAGAACCAGAGCCAAAGCCAAAAGGACGUGCCACCAGAAGCAGUCUUGCAAAAGCCGAAGCCGAAGCUGUAGAACAAGCUAGGAUCCAAGCAGAGGCGAAUGUUAAGUCAGAGGAGGAGGAGCCAAAGAUCCUGCACCGCGCUGCCGAUAUGCAAACAGAGAUAGGCUGGAUAGACCGUUUAAGGAAGAGAGACUUCAAAAAUAGUGGGUGGCAAAUUAUUGUUGUCGGUCUUCUCUAUCAACUCUCCAAAGGCCACCGGGCAAAUGGAAAAUACGAUCCAUUGUUAGAGCACCUCGCGCCUCUGACAAUGGAACCGACACCAGAAACUGCUCGACAACAAUAUGCGAAGCUCGAUGUCAACCUUCGCAUCUCAAUCCUGCAAACCCUAUGUAUUCUAACAGCCGAGACGAAAGCCAUCCGAGGAUAUAUGGAGGAGUGUAGCGAGCAAAUGACCGGUUUCCGUAAAGAGAAGAUCGGCUUCCAACGAGAACGGAAGACUCUGAUGGAGGAACUUCGAUUGCUCAAUGAAGAAAAGAAAGUUCUAUUACCGGCCAAUAUGCCACCAUCCGAUGUUCCAGACGCCAAAGCUGCUGAUGUUGACACCAAGAUGACCGAUGUCGACGAAGAAGUUCCAGACUCUGGGGCGGAUGAUGAAGUUAUUGACACGGACGAAGGCAUUCACAAGGGACGAUCGUUACGACGUGGAAUUGAUCGAGCUAAUGUGCGGAAGAGGAAGCGUGAUGCCGAACAAGAGAAGAAAGAAAAGGCAGAGGCUGAGGCCAAAGCACCAAAGCAGUCGAAGCAGUUCACGAAGUUAUUAAAAGACAUUCAAAAGAAACAAGACGCCAUUAAGGACGCGGAGGAAGAGAUUGCUAUCCUUGACAAUGACCUUCGAGAAGCAGAUUGCCCACGUACAAGAGUUCUAGGGAAGGAUCGCUUCUGGAACCGAUACUAUUGGUUUGAACGAAAUGGUAUGCCUUACGGCGGACUUCCUGACAGCUCAACUGCCGUUGCGCAAUAUGCCAAUGGUUGUAUUUGGGUUCAAGGCCCUGACGAUAUGGAGCGAAUCGGUUAUAUCGAAAUGAAGGAAGAGUGGCAAAACGAGUAUCGUUCCAAAUUCAACAUGACCGUGCCGGAGCGAAAGGAACUAGAAGAAGGUCCGACUCACGUCUUUACCGCGCACCAAUGGGGUUACUACGACAAUCCAGAAGAACUCGAUGGCCUCAUCAGAUGGCUGGAUGUUCGGGGUACCAACGAGAUCAAGCUUGCGAAAGAACUGAAGGCGUAUCGAGAUAGGAUCGUCCAAAAUAUGGAGAGACGCAAGGAAUAUCUCAAUCCCACCGAGGACAAAUCUAUUGAUCUAGGCAAUAAGCGUAUGUCUACUCGGAAAAAGGACUCGCAUGCCGAUCAUACUAUCCAUCGCUGCUUGACAUGGCACAACAACACGGCUAUGGAGGAAUUGGGGCACUUGCACUCUGAGCAACCUCGUGCUAGAAAGCCGGCACGAAAAGCAAAGGCACCCACCCCCGUUGUAGAAGAAGAUCGACCAACACGAGGUGAGGGCAAGGUUAAAAAAGAGAAAGGUGUUGCUCGAUCAUCGAAAAACAAUGUCUGA
Glarea lozoyensis ATCC 20868 is the source of this 3408-nucleotide messenger RNA. RefSeq lists its product as uncharacterized. The record is from RefSeq and is a predicted model, not a curated record. NCBI's taxonomy places the organism in Eukaryota, Fungi, Ascomycota, Leotiomycetes, Helotiales, Helotiaceae. The coding region runs from base 1 to 3408 and encodes 1135 amino acids. The transcript has 9 exons.